Molecule: messenger RNA, 1069 nt
Organism: Cylas formicarius (sweet potato weevil)
Lineage: Eukaryota; Metazoa; Arthropoda; Insecta; Coleoptera; Brentidae
Exons: 3
Coding region: 356-895 (179 amino acids)
Cellular component (GO): extracellular region
Molecular function (GO): chitin binding
Source: RefSeq, a predicted model, not a curated record
UGUUAUUGUGUGCAAGAAAAAAUUUGGUCGAUUUUGCGAUCCGUUCGGUAUACAACGUACACCCGUCAAGUAUACACUAUCGAAGCUAAUUAAAUGAAAACAAAAAAUAUUUGUUAAACGAGCGAAAUCCCUAUCUUAGCAGAUUAAAGAAAUACCACGUCGAAUAUUAAGUAGCGUAUAUAAGGAGGCGCUUAGUCUCAGAUAGGAUAUAGUGCGGUGCCGACCUUGCUGUUGAGUAGAAGUUUGCUUUGUUGGCAAACCUGACUCAACUUGAGGACGAACGGUGGGAAGCGAAAAUUUUACGGGCAGUGCGAAAUCGGAGUGUGUUUUUUCUUUUCUAUUUGGAAUAAUUGAUAUGGCUACCAUACCGCUUGCAAUGGCUAUCGUUGCGAUGUGUUUCUACAUCCACCUCACAGACGCUUCGCCCGCGCUACCGAAACCCGAGACAGGGCGUUGCAGUGAAUACGAAGAAGACAUGAACCUUCCACAUGACGGAGACUGCAAACGGUAUUACCGCUGCGUGUACGGGCGGAGAGUGCCGAAGAUAUGCCCCGACAACAUGCUGUUCAACGUAAACAUGGCCAACUGCGACAUGUAUUACAACGUGCAGUGUCAACACAAAGACGGCGAGGAACUCGCGCAAGACAAUCUCAAGGUCAUCAUCGAAGACCUGACUUCCGGAACGGCGGUGGGAGUGCCCGCGGUUGUUAAGAAAGUGCCCAGCACUACCGUCAGGGACAAGAGGUUCGUUUACCUCCCGCACCCCGCCAUAGCGAGCGCCUACUACAAGAUCGAGAACGGCAAGAAGCUGCUGAAGCACUGCAAAAAGGGCACGGAGUUCGAUUUCCACUUGGAGGUGUGCGUGAAGAUCGACGGGAAGAAGAAAGGUCGAUAAAAUUUACGGCGUGGCGACGCGAUGCCAGUGGGGUAGGAGCUUUCAAAUGACCAAUGGAUCCUUAUAAGAUUAUUUUUCAAUUUGCGAUGCGGGUUUGCCGGUCAUACGAUGUAUUGAUUCGCGAGCGAUCCGCGAUUGGAGAACGAUAUUUAUUUUUGUACAGAAUAAAUUAUU